Symbiodinium natans is the source of this 1170-nucleotide messenger RNA. The record is from the annotation of a GenBank genome assembly. NCBI's taxonomy places the organism in Eukaryota, Dinophyceae, Suessiales, Symbiodiniaceae.
AUGCUCGACGCUGAUGGCAUCCUCUUGCAGCCAUUGCGAAGCUGUCUUCCCCAGGCUUCUCAGCCCGGAAGGACGGCGACUCAAAGCUUGGAGCUCGGACAAGGGCUUCGCCGAGUGGCGCGAGGCCAAUCGGGCUUGAAGAGCUUCUGUGUGCUCUGGGCAGUGGGAGCGUCCGCCCUGCUUUGGGGCAAGCCGUCGAUUCAGUUCAGCAGCGCUGUACCAGAGCACAGACGCAACGCCUCGAAUGAAGCUGGCCCAGGCCGUCCGCGCAAGCCUAGCAGGUUCUACACCUCGGCAGCAAGCCAAUCUUCGACGGAUUAUCUCCUGACCAAGGGCGAGGCCAGGCUCCUGCAACAGGUGAAUGAGGCCGCGACUCGUUCGGAUUGGCAGAGGAUUCAGCAGCUUCGCGCGACCAGCAAAGUGCAUAAAACACCCUUCUUCGAUGUGGAGAUGAAUGCCGCGCUGGGCUGUGGGCAGUACAGAGCUGGUGUGGCAUUGUACGAGCGUCUGUGUAAUCUUGAGCUGAAUAAAGAGGUUCUCACGUUCAACCUGGCCUUGAAGCUGUAUGGGAAGACAGGAAACUGGUCGUCGGUGAAGCAAGUUUGGCAGGAAGCCAGGGCUGCGUAUCGCAUGGAUGAGACGAUGGCGGCUGCACGCCUCGUAGCGGCAGCGGACGAAGGGGACAUUCGCACAGCAGCUGAGGUCUUGGAUGAAAUGGUCCAAAUGAAUCUAAGCGCUGAUGUUGGACACUUUACAUCUGCGCUGCGCGCGUGCACUGCUGCCGAACACAAAGCCUAUAAUGCUGCCAUGUUCCUGUUUAACUCAAUGCUGAACAUGUCAUUGACUCCCGAUGUUCAGGUCUUUACCGCCCUAAUUUCCACGUUUGCGGGGAGACCGGUGAGUGACUUCCAGCGGAUUCGACAUGAAAUGGAUGAGCUGGGCGUGCAACCCACCUGGCUUUUCGCCGAUGCGUACUUAAAGGCACUCUUUUCGGUGCCGCAGAAAGACAGGCGCUUGUCCUUGGCAGAGCUGGCCGAGCUGCUGAGCGGUUUGUCCACUGAGCACCUCCAAGAAGCAGUCCUCGCACUCUCUAAGUUUGAGGCGGUAGAGAAGGAGUGGUCUGCUUUCUGCCAGGUCUCAAAGCUGGCGCUCCGAAGGCAUGGCCUUUGA